Molecule: messenger RNA, 315 nt
Organism: Dovyalis caffra
Lineage: Eukaryota; Viridiplantae; Streptophyta; Magnoliopsida; Malpighiales; Salicaceae
Source: the annotation of a GenBank genome assembly
AUGGCUAGAAAAGUUGUAGUGGAGAAAGGAGUUCAUGACUAUAGAAGGAAAGAGGUUGAUGGCCAAAGUUUUGUAAGAGAAGGGGAAACGGCACGGCAACCAGAGAAUGCCCUAGUAGGCGGUUCACCAACUUCAUGGACGAUAUUGGAGUGGGUCCCAAGUUGGUGGACCCAAUACGACCUACUUGCCUUAUAUACAAUGUCUGUAGGCCCCAGCACUAGAAUUCAACCGCAAAGGUCCGUUGAUGGUGGGCCUGGUGGAAUUCCAUAUAUUUUUGUAAGCUUUAGAGCUUUAGGGCAGAAAAAAGUUGAUUGA